Molecule: messenger RNA, 1668 nt
Organism: Bicyclus anynana (squinting bush brown)
Lineage: Eukaryota; Metazoa; Arthropoda; Insecta; Lepidoptera; Nymphalidae
Product: beta-1,3-glucan-binding protein
Exons: 10
Coding region: 165-1538 (457 amino acids)
Biological process (GO): carbohydrate metabolic process
Molecular function (GO): hydrolase activity, hydrolyzing O-glycosyl compounds
Source: RefSeq, a predicted model, not a curated record
CUCAGAUCACCUACUCGUGAUAAUACAUUAAACGAUAUUUUUAAUUAAUAGAAAUCAACAGUUUUCAUGAAAAUUUGAGUAAUAAUUUAGUAUUGUCAUAGUUCGUAGUUAGAAAGUAGGAACAAGGAAAAGCAAUAAUCACCACGAGAGGCGUGUUGUGGUUCAUGCUGAUCGCUAUAGCAGAUUGUCAAAUAGAGGAUGUAGCUCCAGAUAUGACAGUAGAGUUCAGACCUCUACGGCCAAAAGGAUUACAGGCAUUUAUAACAGCGGAUCGAAAAGUUGCUGAGUUUGUAUUUUUUGAUGGAGAAAUUUAUCAAACUGACAAAUCCACCAAAAUUGUUAGUUCGAUGUUUGGCGCCGCAGUAAGACAAUACAAAGGGAUCGACAACAAAUGUCUGUAUGAAAAUUACGAUGUAGUAUUGGAAGUAGGAAUGAUAAUCCAAUAUCGUGUUUAUAUACCUAACGUAUUUCAUGAUUUAAAUGUUAAAAACGAGCAAGCAACCCUAUCAUUCAAUACAGUUAUAUCUGAUUACAGCACUUUUGAUAUCACGGAACUGUUUGACCGUUUACCUUUUCCUUCUCCUGGCCACUUUUGCAAGGAAACUGUCACCAAAGUCGUUGGCAAGCAAGUGUGCGCUGGUGACGUCAUUUUUGAAGACAAUUUCGACACAUUUCGGACAGACCUGUGGCAGAUUGAGCAGUAUAUACCCACAGACCACCCUGAGAAUCCAUUUGUGUCAUAUCAAAGUCUUACGGCAGAUCCAAAUGUGUUCGUAAGAAAUGGAAGCUUGCACAUUGUACCGAAACUUCAGGAAGACUUCUUGGAGAUAAAUCAGUCAAUAGAAACUGGAUCUCUUGAUUUAGGAGAUGGAUGUACAAGAAGACAGUGCUCAAAAACGGCUUUUGGGCCGGAUAUAUUACCACCGAUAGUGAGCGGCCAAGUAACCAGCUUGCCCUUCGCAUUCACCUACGGGAUUGUUACCAUAAGAGCCAAGCUACCUCGAGGAGAUUGGCUCUAUCCAGAAUUUCUCCUUGAGCCUUUAACAAAAAAAUACGUCGGCGAUAAGGAAUUAGCGAGUGUGUUAAAGAUCAUCGAGAUUAUUACAAGCAUUCAGUUUAUCAGGAAUAGCAACGCUUGUUAUGAGAGUCGCGAUGACCUGAUCAGACGAAUCAUGCGUGAUGAGCAUUGGAGAGAAGAGUUUCACGAAUACGAGCUGAGGUGGACGCCAGAUGAAAUUGAACUUAUUAUGGAUAAUGAUCUCUAUUUACGAAGUACUAUGAGGACGUUAAAACAAUGCUUAAAGGACUUUGGCUUCGUCCCUAGUUUCAACGAAUACCGCCAGCUGUCAUUCAGUGUGGCUGCCGGGGGUACUGUCGAGUUCCCUGACUCCAUCGUCACAGACGCCGGAUACGUCAAGCCUUGGCGCAACACUGACGCCAAAGCCAGCCUCAAGUUCUGGCGAAACAAAGACGAAUGGUUGCCGACUUGGACUGCGCCGAGCCUGGAGAUUGACUACGUUAAAGUUGUAGCUUUAUAAACGUGUUACGAUUUUAAAUAAAUUUUAUCAUUUAAUUUUUUUUUAACCAUGUUAUCUAUUAACUACUCGUAAGUAGUUUAAAAUUAAAAGGCUUUUAGAGUAUAAGGCUAGAAAAGAAUAAUAACUUAAG